AUGAACAAAUGUCAGCCAUGCCACCAAAACGGCGGCGCGAAGUGCUCAAUCUGCAGCGCCGAUUACAACUCCUAUGUCCGUCGUGUGGGACAUGGCAUACCGCGUUCAGGCUUAGAAAGAUGUAGUUACCAACGCCGACAAGUCCCUCUCGCCUUCCCACGCACCACCACAUUGCCACGUCCGUCCUUUCACUCCACCGUAAUCAACUCUUCAGCUCUAACAUCGUCAUCUCUCCCGUCGAUCACCAUCGCAGCAGCAAAGCCCGAACGUUCAUUUCAUCGCCACACGUUAGCAUGA
Cylicocyclus nassatus is the source of this 297-nucleotide messenger RNA. Lineage: Eukaryota; Metazoa; Nematoda; Chromadorea; Rhabditida; Strongylidae. The record is from the annotation of a GenBank genome assembly.